This is a messenger RNA of Paramecium octaurelia, 649 nucleotides long. The record is from the annotation of a GenBank genome assembly. NCBI's taxonomy places the organism in Eukaryota, Ciliophora, Oligohymenophorea, Peniculida, Parameciidae.
CUAAGAAUCAGACACGGUGAUCUAUUAUAAUAUUAUUACAGAAUAAUUUUGUAGAUAAACAUGAUGCCCGAUCUUUAAUCUAUUUCAGAAUGGCUGCCGCCUCAAUAAAAUUCAAUGUUUAACUUAGGAAGCACUAAUACAAGUUUUGCUUCAGCACUGCCUGACUGUAUUGGUUUAAGAAGAAGAGCAGAGCUGUUGUUCAGGUUACGAACACGAUCACUCGAACGAUAAACAUUAUUAAUUGCAAUAUCAAUACUAAAGAAAAAAUUCUGCAUUUUAAUUGUCCUGUUCCUAAUAUUAAGGUUUAACGUAAAAAUAAAUUAAGAGAUAAUAACUCAAAGACAAAAAAUGACACAUUUUUCAAUUCUAAAAUAAUUAUGGCUUGCAAAAUAUUUUAGAGUGACAGACGCUAUUUAGAAUCAGGUCCAAAUGUAGAAAAGCACCUUUAUAAUUUUAAAUGUCGUCAUAAUAUCCAUCACAUUUAUAGUAGUUUCAAUAAUUAUAUAUCAGAUACAUCAUGCUGAGGCUAUUUAUUGAAUAAAUUUAGUGAAGGAACCAGAAACUAGACACUUUUCAAAUUGCAAUAUGCAUUUAUCUAUAAAAUGCGAAAGCUUGUUAAGGGUAUCGGUAAUCAACACAAACAUCUUUU